Messenger RNA from Daphnia pulicaria, 3370 nucleotides. RefSeq names its product ATP-dependent DNA helicase Q5-like. The record is from RefSeq and is a predicted model, not a curated record. Gene Ontology annotation, biological process: double-strand break repair via homologous recombination. Gene Ontology annotation, cellular component: chromosome; cytoplasm. The transcript is spliced from 12 exons. Lineage: Eukaryota; Metazoa; Arthropoda; Branchiopoda; Diplostraca; Daphniidae. Gene Ontology annotation, molecular function: four-way junction helicase activity; nucleic acid binding; ATP binding. Bases 182 to 3178 code for a protein of 998 amino acids.
UCCCGCAUCUAGGAAAGAACCAAACAGCAUGGGCUUAACUACAUGUUGGCCGACUUAGGAUUUCCUCUUUCGGAUCAAUUUUAGAACUCUCGUCUUCCCCCAAGACUCAAGACAAAGAUCAGGGACGACGUAAACAACGUUUCAUAUCUACCCUCUAAACCUGCCCAGUGCUUAUAUAGUCAUGGGGAGCGAAACGCUGGAAACCGUCCUUAAAACUCUUGAGGAUAAAUUUGGUCACACUGACUUUAAGAGUACCCUACAAAAAGAUGCUGUGUUAGCUGUAGUUCAAGGAUCCGGUGAUGUUUUUGUGUCUAUGCCAACUGGUUCAGGAAAAUCUCUUUGCUACCAGCUACCUGCUGUGAUAAAAGAGAGAUGUGUUGCUAUUGUAGUGUCACCUUUAUUAGCUUUGAUCACGGAUCAAAUAGAACAUUUAUUGAAAAGAAAAAUUGUAGCUGAGACUAUAAACUCCAAAAUGCUAAUGGAAGAUAGAAAAAGAGUUUGUAAUGACCUAAAGACAAAGUGCCCAAAUACUCAGUUGUUAUAUAUUACACCUGAGCAGGCAGCAACAAGUACAUUUCAGGAGAUUUUGGCCCAUUUACAUAAGCAUAAACAGAUUUCAUAUUUUGUGGUUGAUGAAGCACAUUGUGUUAGUCAAUGGGGCCAUGAUUUUAGACCUGACUAUCUAAAAUUAGGAAAACUUCGAGAAAAGUACAUGGAUAUUCCUUGCAUCGCGCUAACGGCUACUGCUACAGCGCAGGUUGAGAAAGACAUUUACGAGCAGCUCUCUCUCAAAUCCCCUGUAGCUCGUUUCAAGACCUCAUGUUUUCGGUCUAAUUUGUUUUACGAUAUCGUGUUUCAGAAUACGUCCGCCGACCCGGAAACGGAUCUAUCUCUUUACGCAUCUGAAUGGCUAGGGGAUAAUUGGGAUACACAACCUUUGAAAACUCGACCUUGCGGUAUCAUUUACUGUCGAACACGUGAAUCCACAGGAACCCUGGCUGAGAUUCUUAGUAAGAAGGGCAUUCCUACUAAAGCUUAUCACGCCGGCCUAAAAGACAGGGAGCGUGCAGAAGUUCAAGAUGAAUGGAUGACGGGAAAGAUUCCCGUGAUUACAGCUACAAUAAGCUUCGGUAUGGGAGUUGAUAAAGCGUCAGUAAGAUUUGUAGCGCAUUGGUGUAUGCCACAAAGUGUUGCUGGGUAUUACCAAGAGUCUGGGCGAGCAGGUCGUGAUGGACAACCUUCUGGUUGUCGAAUCUUUUAUUCCCGAAAAGAACGCAAGGCAGUAGAAUUCCUUUUAAAACAGGAUGUGAGCAAAAAGACCAAAAAAGGAGCGAAAUAUGAGAAACAAGCAAAGCAAAUGAUGAAGAGCUACGAAGCGAUGGUUCGUUAUUGUGAAAUACCCCAGUGUCGUCACGCGAUCUUCUCAUCAUACUUCGGAGAUAGUCCACCCGACUGUCAGAAAAAAUGUGACUUUUGUUUAGAUCCGAAAGCUACUGAAGAUAAAACACAAGCCUACUUUUCCUCCGAUGUUGGGAAAGUGCCCUCUCUUAACUCGUUUGAUGACGACAGUGAUUUGUACGGUGGUGGACGUCGUGGACAAGAAAAGGAAGCGGAUUUCUAUCGUAAAAGUAAAGAAGAAGGCGGUCCAAAGAAAGAUAAGAAUUCUUUACUCUCGAAACAGUUUUCACUUCGACGGGGAAGCGGCGGUAGUGAUGAAACGCCCACAAUAACGCCAGAAGAGCUUGAAGCUAUUCGGAAAUCACGGUUAACUGCUGCUGAAUCUACCUCAGUCAAAAUAGCGGGUUUGAAGAUUACUAGUCGUGAGAGCUAUUUCAAGCUGCUUCAAGAGGCAUUAUGGAAAAACUACACUCAAGCCCGUAAAGUUGAACCUGAUCUACCAAAUCUGAGCGAGGAAGACAUUUUGCUUCGUGCACGGGAUAUCGAAUACGGGGUCUUCUCCGCCACCACCGUCAUAACGAUUUACCGCCGUAAAAUGGCACUUCUGACCAGCGAAAUUAAAAAGAGCACGGACAAGUUCAACCUUUAUGAGCAUGUGAUUGACACGGGCAAUUCAGCAUUUUCUGGAAUCUCCUCCGACCUCGAAACAGAAAAUCCCAAAUCUGGUUUUGUCAAAGCCUCUGAUAUGGUAUUUGCAAUCCCAGCUACUACAGAAGAAAAACCAGCGAAGGAAGAUGAAGACCCCCCAAUUCAAGCUCCUGCUUCCCCUGUGGGAUCUAGUUUAUUUGGGAAGAAGAGGGUUUCUAGACUUGUAGUCAGCGAAAAUGGCAUGGUUGCGUCAUCAUCACUGUUGUCUACUCCUCCCAAACCUGCUAGCGCCGAUUCAGAUUUGAUUGCUAGAGCCAAAGAAGUGGAAGCACGGUUGUCUACUCAACUAAGCUUCAUGAGCAAGUCUUCAGGUGCGGAUAUAACUGCCAAAUCAACCAAUUCAGCGAGUGAUUCUGAUCGCUCGAGUAAAGCAAGGAAUGGAUCUAGUAAAGAGUCGUCGAAGGCGUCUUCAAAACCAACUUCUUACAGGUCUUCCAAGCGAUCGCAUGAACAUCAGCCUAGUUUGGAUCGCUUUUUAAUCUCCAAAAAGCAACGACUGGAACCGCAAGAGGAUAAUUGUCAGUCGGACACGAAACCAGCAGUUGCAGAAACCGAAAAACCGACAAGUGACUCGACCAGUGAAACAUUGAAGAAGGAGAAAGAUCAAGCUGAAAAACCCAUCAAACUCGAGUCUACACCGUCUAAAACGGAAAAGUCUAAAAGCAGUAGUAGAAGUGGUCGAUCCGAUGAAAAAGUGAAGCCAUCUCCAAAGGAAGGACAAAAGAUGAAUUCUUCGCUCAAAACUCCAGUUAAAAAAGCAGAUAAGUCAAAAAGUAGCAGCAGCAGCAGUUCUGGGGAAAAGACGAAGAGUGCAUCACUGGACAAGUCAAAAUCAUCUUCGGACAAGAGCAAGCAAGACAUAGCCAACUUGGUAAUUCGGUGCCUUAUGCCCUAUUAUAGCGAAAAGAAAAUCAGCUCACGCGAUGUAUUCAAAGCAUUGGCUCGACACUUAUCGCAUGUUGUACGCAGUUUGACACCUCCUUUGACAGAGGAAGUGGACGUGAAAGAAUUUAUUGAAAAGUUCUUCCAACAGAGGGGCGGGAAGAUUAAUUCAGAAGAGGAUUUUAAGUAAUACCUUGAUUGAGUUGUAAUAUUUAUCUACAUCACACACAUACACACAAAUAAAAUAAACAAAAAAACAGGAUCGGAAUUAAUGACAACUGAAAUUGCACGUGUGAAUGCGACCAUGCAUCGAACGUCGGACAGAAAAGGUGCCUUAAUGAAUUUCCCCCAGUCAAAACACAUAAUAAAGCUCGUGAUUGAA